CACGUUCGCCUAACACGCGAAAGGUCCCCGGUUCGAAACCGGGCGGAAACAGCCCGACAGACGUUAUUUUCUUUGCUUGAAAGAAAGCGUGAGAUCACUUUUUUUUUGAGGUCAGCGUGAGAUUAAUAUAUAUCGGUCUUUCAAAAGACAUGAUCUUGAUAGCAAUUUGAGAGUUUGAACCGUAAGUUUUUAUGUUACUUUAUUCGUUCACCAAAUGUUUUUAUGGAAGCCUUGCCACGUGGAACACGUGCCCCGGGUUUUAAAAAAUGAAUUUGACUCACCAGCUAAUACAUAAAGAAUACUGUACAGCCUAGAAGGAAAGAUCAAAGUGUAAAAGUGGUUAGUCCUGUCGCCUCCUGAGCGUUUUUGUAUUAUGUCACUUGGUUUUUCGUCUGAAGUGUAUGUAAAUAAUCGUAUUAAAAAUCUUCUACUCCAGACGCAGGAAAACCUUUUCCGGUAUAAAGCCCACCUUCCUCUAAUGUUGCGCAUGCCCACUGUGCCCAGCUGCUCCGCUUUCGUGCAUCCCAGACUUCUGUCACCAGGUAAGGGCAUCUUGGAAGCUGAGCCACAGUUGGCUGGGGCACAAAAAAACCAGGGGGUGCCAAGAGUUUUCAGGUUCGUAAGCGGGAAAGGGGUGCCGAGUCUCAGCUAAAAAAUCCCCCAUGGCAGAGAUCCGAGUAUACAUGCAGCAGUUUCCACCGGUGGGGGCCCCGAGAAAGGGGAGGAUGAUGGGAGAAGACAAGCAACUACAAGCCCCCGUAUCCAGUGCGCAGCUGGCUUCAGGAGAGAGGCCCGCGGCGCAGUGCUGCCGGGCCUCGGCGCAGAGCCCCGGCAGAGCGCCAGACGCUGACUGCCGACACCAGAAUGCUCGCGAUGAGGAAGACAGGCGGAGCGCUGCGAGCUAGCGAGCCCUCAGCUCUCGUAUCCAUGACGCCUGCUGCUUCGAGGGACCCCUGGCAUGCUGGGGAGUGGGUCUCUGUGGGCCAUCCUGUCCCGUCCCGGCCGGCGCUGGAUCCCCACCGCCCCAGAGCCUCCCGCACGGCCACGGGAUGACAGAGCCGGACAUGACGCCACCGUGGAAGGAAGGGAGGGGCGGAGCGUGGCGCGGUGACGUCCUCCCAAGAUGGCGGAGACAGAGUGAAGAAACUGUGUUCCCCCACUUGGGUUGCUAUCGAUCAAGGGUAGAAUUCCAUUCUGAUAUCAAAAUGCAGUAUUCGCACCACUGUGAGCACCUUUUAGAGAGAUUGAACAAACAGCGGGAAGCAGGUUUUCUUUGUGACUGCACCAUAGUGAUUGGGGAAUUCCAGUUUAAAGCUCAUAGGAAUGUGCUGGCCUCCUUUAGUGAGUAUUUUGGUGCGAUCUACAGAAGCACUUCUGAGAAUAAUGUCUUUCUUGAUCAGAGUCAGGUGAAGGCUGAUGGAUUUCAGAAACUGUUGGAGUUUAUAUACACAGGAACUUUAAAUCUUGACAGUUGGAAUGUUAAAGAAAUUCAUCAGGCUGCUGACUAUCUCAAAGUGGAAGAGGUGGUCACUAAAUGCAAAAUAAAGAUGGAAGAUUUUGCUUUUAUUGCUAAUCCUUCUUCUACAGAGAUAUGUAGUAUUACUGGAAACGUUGAAUUGAAUCAACAGACUUGUCUUCUUACUCUGCGAGAUUAUAAUAAUCGAGAGAAAUCAGAAGUAUCUACAGAUUCAGUUCAGGCAAAUCCUAAACAAGGGGCAUUAGCAAAAAAGUCAUCUCAAACAAAAAAGAAGAAGAAGCCUUUCAACUCCCCGAAAACAGGGCAGAAUAAAACAGUGCAAUAUCCCAGUGACAUCUUAGAGAAUGCGUCUGUUGAAUUAUUCCUAGAUGCAAAUAAACUGUCCACACCUGUAGUAGAACAAGUUGCACAAAUAAAUGAUAAUUCAGAACUCGAGUUGACAUCAGUUGUGGAAAAUACUUUUCCAGCACAAGAUAUUGUACAGACUGUUACAGUGAAACGGAAACGUGGAAAAUCACAGCCAAACUGUGCUCUGAAAGAACACUCUAUGUCUAAUAUAGCCAGUGUCAAGAGUCCUUAUGAGGCAGAGAACUCUGGGGAAGAGCUGGAUCAGAGGUAUUCCAAGGCCAAGCCAAUGUGUAACACAUGUGGGAAAGUAUUUUCAGAAGCCAGCAGUUUGAGAAGGCACAUGAGAAUACACAAAGGAGUUAAACCUUACGUCUGCCACUUAUGUGGAAAGGCAUUUACCCAAUGUAACCAGCUGAAAACGCAUGUAAGAACUCAUACAGGUGAGAAGCCAUACAAAUGUGAAUUGUGUGAUAAAGGAUUUGCUCAGAAAUGUCAGCUAGUCUUCCAUAGUCGCAUGCAUCAUGGUGAAGAAAAACCCUAUAAAUGUGAUGUAUGCAACUUACAGUUUGCAACUUCUAGCAAUCUCAAGAUUCAUGCAAGGAAGCAUAGUGGAGAGAAGCCAUAUGUCUGUGAUAGGUGUGGACAGAGAUUUGCUCAAGCCAGCACAUUGACCUAUCAUGUCCGUAGGCAUACUGGAGAAAAGCCUUAUGUAUGUGAUACCUGUGGGAAGGCAUUUGCUGUCUCUAGUUCUCUUAUCACUCAUUCUCGAAAACAUACAGGUGAAAAACCAUACAUAUGUGGUAUUUGUGGGAAAAGUUUUAUUUCCUCAGGAGAGCUCAACAAACACUUUCGGUCCCAUACAGGAGAGAGACCAUUUAUCUGUGAAUUAUGUGGAAAUUCUUACACAGAUAUUAAAAAUUUAAAGAAGCACAAAACAAAAGUCCAUUCUGGUGCAGAUAAAACUCUAGACUCCAGUGUAGAGGAUCAUACUUUGAGUGAACAAGAUUCCAUACAAAAAAGUCCUUUAUCAGAAACUAUGGAUGUGAAGCCUUCUGAUAUGACUUUACCAUUAGCUCUUCCACUUGGGACUGAGGACCAUCACAUGCUUCUGCCUGUCACGGAUACUCAGUCUCCUACAUCAGAUACAUUGUUGAGGUCAACUGUGAAUGGGUAUUCAGAACCACAAUUAAUUUUUUUACAACAAUUAUACUGACUUUGUGAGGAAUAUGGAAUUGCUAAGAUGUCAUUGGUAGCAAACAUCUCUGGUAAGGUGCAUAUAUUCAUACUAAAUUCCCAUUCAUUUGAGUUGUGACCAUUAUUUUUCAUUCACUGAAGUAAAAGCACCUGAUGCUGCAUCACAACUGCAAUGUUUGUUUUUAUUUUUGGCUUUUAUGUCUAUACUCCACACAGCUUUUUAAGGAAUGAAUUAUGUAGCACUAUUUUGGGUGAAUGAGUUUUAUUUUCUUUUAAAGCUGCCUUAAUUCCAUUUUUAUUUUGCAUUUUAGAAUUGCCCUUCAUUUACUAAAUCAGCCAGUUAAUGUGAUUCAGUUUUGACCUGUGGGACUUUAAAAUUUUCCUGCCCUCAGAAUUUAAGCAAAAUCCAUGAUAGUAUCAGCCCAAGAGUGUGUUACUAUUUGUCAGCCCCACGGAUCAAUACAUAAACUAUGGAGAAAAAGUAAAAUUUCAUUAUUUCUGCUCGUGAAAAUUUAGGUGCUGAAUAAGAAUUGUGCUAUUUCUCUAUUAAUAUAUUCUGUUAGAAAUAACUUUUCUAAUGAAACAACAAAUGUUUCUCAAAAUCUAGAAAAGUGCGUAUAAAUUUUUGUUCAUUUAGAACUCAGUAUUCUGGAGAAAACCAAUGGUCAGUACUUUUGGUUUGAGUUAUCUGAGAUUCUAUUUUCAAAAUGAAUUUUAAGUAGAUAUUUGGUGUUUUUAUCUUGUCAAAGACAGUUUCAGAAUUUGAUUCAGUUUAUGUUUUAUUCAGUUUCUAAAAUAUUGGAGAUGAGGAAAAUGUACUUGAGUUUUGAAAUAUUUUGGUAAGCCUCUAUUAUGCCUGUUAUGCACUUUUAAAAUAAAUAUUAAAUUCCAGAAAGAAUUUUCUAGAUAUAAACUUAAUGCAUACUAGAAAUCACUCGGCUUCUAAAUUUGGUACAUUAUAUUGCAUAAAGAGUUAAGAAAUUAACCUCAAUUAUAAGUAAACAUUUUGAGUUAGCAGAAAGCCAAUUUUAAAUAUUUUAUAUUUGAGUUUUCUAUAAGUUUGGGGUUUGUUAAUUUUAUAAAUUAAACAACAACUUUUGGUUGUGGUUGUAGUUUCACAAUGGUACUUCUCCUUCCAAUCGAAUGUAGAAAAUUCGUUAUUAUCCUGAUAUUUGCACCACUCAUCCCCAUGCCACUUUUCCCACAUAUUAAUUUAUUUCACUGCCUGAUCUUUGGAUAUGAAAUUAUCAGUUCCAUGAAGUCAAUUUUUAUAAUGCCGAUCAAACAGCAUGGUGACAUUCUUUCUUAUUCUUUUUUUCCCCCCCACAAGGCUAUUUUUCAGUGUGAGAUGACAUCAUUUAUUAUUUCUGCCAUGCUGUGACUUUUGUUUUCUGCUUUUAAACUACACCUGUAGUACAGUUAAUAUGGUUUUUAUUGGUGUUGAUUUCUUUAAUUCAUUAAUUUUCUCUACUUGGGACCCAAGUCACAGGAACCAAUUAGAAGACAUAAUAAAAAUACUUAAUGCUUGUAAUCUGUAGAGAUCUUCACCAUUUCACAGCACACACAUUAUUUUCAUAAUAAAUUGCCACUGGUGGGACAUGGGACUGACUUAUUUGAAUAGAGUUUGAAAUACCACCUUUGUACGAUACAAACUUAAUAUUUGAUUAUUUUAUUUAAGAAAUUUAUGCAUGUGUAUUAAGUUAAAAUAGUGGGUUUAAAUAAAAUUCAUAAAGCAUUAGAAUGUUCACCUAAUCUCUUCUGGGUUAAAUGUGAUAGGACUGUAUUGGAAUGUGAAGAAAUUAAAGAAAAUUAAAAGA
This is a messenger RNA of Macaca mulatta (Rhesus monkey), 4836 nucleotides long. RefSeq names its product myoneurin (gene MYNN). Lineage: Eukaryota; Metazoa; Chordata; Mammalia; Primates; Cercopithecidae. Gene Ontology annotation, biological process: regulation of transcription by RNA polymerase II. The record is from RefSeq and is a predicted model, not a curated record. Gene Ontology annotation, cellular component: nucleus. Gene Ontology annotation, molecular function: RNA polymerase II cis-regulatory region sequence-specific DNA binding; DNA-binding transcription factor activity, RNA polymerase II-specific; protein binding.